Molecule: messenger RNA, 654 nt
Organism: Ictidomys tridecemlineatus (thirteen-lined ground squirrel)
Lineage: Eukaryota; Metazoa; Chordata; Mammalia; Rodentia; Sciuridae
Source: RefSeq, a predicted model, not a curated record
AUGCAGCGAGCCCCGGUGCUUCUGCUGCUGCUGCUGAGCCUGAGACUACAGCUGGCCCAUGGUGUCAUCCCAGUGGAGGAGGAGAAUCCAGCCUUCUGGAACCAGAAAGCCUCAGAGGCCCUGGAUGCCGCCAAGAAACUGAAGCCCAUUCAGACCUCAGCCAAGAACCUCAUCAUCUUCCUGGGAGACGGGAUGGGCGUGUCCACAGUGACAGCCACCCGGAUCCUAAAGGGACAGGGGCAAGGCAAGCUGGGACCCGAGACACCCCUGGCCAUGGACCACUUCCCAUAUAUGGCUCUGUCCAAGACAUACAACGUGGACAGACAGGUGCCAGACAGCGCUGGCACAGCCACAGCCUUCCUGUGUGGGGUCAAGGCCAACUACAAGACCAUUGGCUUGAGCGCAGCCGCCCGCUUUGACCAGUGCAACACAACACGAGGCAACGAGGUCAUGUCUGUGAUGUACCGGGCCAAGCAAGCAGGGAAGUCCGUGGGAGUGGUGACCACCACCACGGUGCAGCAUGCCUCGCCAGCUGGCACAUAUGCACACACGGUGAACCGCAACUGGUACUCAGAUGCAGACAUGCCAGCCUCGGCGCUGCAGGAGGGCUGCCAGGACAUCGCCAUGCAGCUCAUCUCCAAUAUGGACAUUGAC